GCCAAAAACUAUUUCUAAGAACGAUGCUCAGAAGAUACUUGAGUACUCUGAGGUCACACUUUAAUGAUGUUGUCCAUGGCAACCCUAGCAUCAAUCUAUCAACAUUACCAAAUGGUUUGAGAGUAAUUACAGACUCAACUCCUGGUCAUUUUAGUGCUUUGGGGGCGUACAUCGAUGCUGGUUCCAAAUUUGAAGAUCCAUCCAAGCCGGGUAUAAGUCAUCUAAUGGAUAGAUUAGCAUGGAGAAGUACCGAAAAAUACACUGGAACAGAAAUGAUGAACGCCUUGUCGAACUUAGGGGGUAAUUAUAUGUGUUCAGCUCAGCGUGAGUCGAUGAUUUACCAGGCUUCCGUAUUCAAUAAAGAUGUCGAUAAAAUGUUUGAUUGUAUCAGUCAAACCAUUUUGGAGCCAAAGUUUACCGAUAAAGAGUUCUUGGAAACUUUAUCCACAAUUGAUUUCGAAACCAGCGUAAUGGUACACAAACCAGACAUCGUGUUACCAGAGCUCUUGCACAAGGUUGCGUAUCCAGAUAACACCUUAGGAUUACCGCUAUACUGUCCGGUUGAGAGAAUCCCUUACAUUCUGAAAGAUGAGGUUCUAAACUAUCACAAGAGCUUUUAUCAACCCCAAAAUAUAGUUGUGUCUAUGAUCGGUGUCGAACAUGCGCACGCUAUUAAAUUAGUGGAAUCAACUUUUGGGCACUUGACUAAAGGUCCAGCUCAUCAGGUUCCCAAACCAAAAUAUGUUGGUGGAGAAAUACACAUUCCUUUCCAGCCACCACUAUUUUCGAAUUUGCCUGAGUUGUACCACAUGCAGAUCGGAUUUGAGACUACAGGUCUCUUGAAUGACGAAUUGUAUAGUUUGGCUGUGUUACAGAAGCUUCUUGGCGGUGGUUCAUCAUUCUCUGCUGGAGGCCCUGGUAAAGGUAUGUUUUCUAGGUUGUAUACCAGGGUUUUGAACCAAUAUGCAUUCAUUGAAAACUGUACCUCUUUCAACCAUUCUUACGUUGGAUCUGGAUUGUUCGGUAUUAAUAUUUCUGCAUCACCUAAUGCUGCUCAUGUUAUGCCACAAAUUAUUGGCUUUGAAUUCAGUUCCUUACUAGAGCCUAAUGCAAUCUCAGAUUCAGAGUUCAACAGAGCUAAAAAUCAAUUGAUUUCAACCUUGUUAUAUAAUGUUGAAAGUAAGUUGGCUGCUUUAGAAGAUUUGGGUAGACAAAUUCAAUGUCAAAAUAAAUUAGUUAGCAUUGAUGAAAUGAUAGAGAAAAUCAAUGCAUUGACGAUUAAGGACUUAACGAAAGUGGUGGAAAAGUUAAUAAGUUCCAAUCCUUCCGUUGUUUUACAAGGUGACCGUGAGGCGUUUGGGAAUUUGGACGAUGUCUUCAAACACUUUGGGCUUAAUCAAAAGCGGUCGAAGUGGUUUUGAUCUAUUUAUCUCUUGUAAAUAAUCUUAGUCUUAUACACUGUACAAAAUUAUCUAAGAAAUGCCUAGUUUGGCCCUAAGCUCUAAUACUUCUUUCUCUAACAUCAAGUUGUUCUCUUUCAUCUCCAAGCUAUCACGUUCAAAAGUUUUAAUUUUGAGAUCCUUUUCAAAGCUUUCUGUUUGUAGUAUAUCCAAGGAGCUCUUGAAAUGAUUUAUUUUAUUUUUGAGAUCGAAGUUUUCAUCAUUGUACUUCUUGACAAGUUUCGAAUCGUUUUCAAAUCUGAUUUUGAGUCCUUUAACUUCUUGCUCGUAGUUGUAUGCAAUCUUGUUUAACUUGUAGUUUUCGGUAUUGGACAGGUCUAAUUUAUCGUUCAAUUCAUCCAA
Molecule: messenger RNA, 1802 nt
Organism: Yamadazyma tenuis ATCC 10573
Lineage: Eukaryota; Fungi; Ascomycota; Pichiomycetes; Serinales; Debaryomycetaceae
Source: RefSeq, a predicted model, not a curated record